AUCAGUCUUGUUUAAAUGAAGCAGUGGCAAAAAGGAAGUCGGAUUAUGUUCAUUCCUUUUUUGAAGGGUGUAAACAGGUGAUUCACUGGAACUCACCAAAGAAGCUGCGAGUGAAAAACAAGCACGUGGAGUUUUUCCGCAACCUCUACCUGACAUUCCUGGAAUAUGAUGGUAAUUUGCUGAGACGGGAACUCUUUGGCUGCCCCAGUGAGGCAGACGUUAACAGUGAAAAUCUUCAGAAACAGCUGUCUGAGCUGGAUGAGGAUGACUUAUGCUACGAAUUUCGUCGAGAGCGUUUCACUGUCCAUCGCACUCAUUUGUAUUUUCUACAUUACGAGUACGAACCUGCUUCAGACAACACUGAUGUGACACUGGUGGCUCAACUUUCCAUGGACAGGCUCCAGAUGCUUGAAGCCAUCUGCAAACACUGGGAAGGUCCAAUCAGCCUGGCACUUUAUCUUUCUGAUGCAGAAGCCCAGCAAUUUCUGCGCUAUGCCCAGGGAUCGGAAGUGCUUAUGAGCCGCCACAAUGUUGGCUACCACAUCGUGUACAAGGAGGGCCAGUUCUAUCCUGUGAAUCUGCUAAGGAAUGUGGCCAUGAAGCAUAUCAGCACACCCUACAUGUUUCUGUCCGACAUUGACUUCUUGCCCAUGUAUGGACUCUACGAGUACCUCAGGAAGUCCGUGAUCCAGCUAGACUUGGCUAACACCAAGAAGGCUCUGAUUGUACCUGCUUUUGAGACCCUACGCUACCGCCUCUCCUUCCCCAAGUCAAAAGCAGAGCUGCUAUCUAUGUUGGACAUGGGAACCCUCUUCACAUUCAGGUAUCACGUCUGGACGAAAGGGCACGCGCCAACGAACUUCGCCAAGUGGCGAACAGCCACCACCCCUUACCGCGUCGAGUGGGAAGCUGACUUUGAGCCAUACGUUGUUGUGAGGAAGGACUGCCCGGAGUAUGACAGGCGGUUUGUUGGAUUUGGCUGGAACAAAGUAGCUCACAUCAUGGAACUGGAUGCACAGGAGUACGAGUUCACGGUGCUGCCCAACGCCUACAUGAUCCACAUGCCGCACGCCCCCAGCUUCGACAUCACCAAGUUUCGCUCCAACAAGCAAUACCGCAUCUGUCUCAAGACCCUGAAGGAGGAGUUCCAGCAGGACAUGUCGCGACACUACGGUUUCGCAGCCCUCAAAUAUCUCACGGCAGAGAACAACAGCUAGCACGAGGAAGCCCGUGUGUGGGAAACGGGGAGGAGAAGCCGCUCAGCGUUUGAGGCCCGGCCUUCGAACUGAGAAAUACUUUCUGUUUUUAUAUCGUACUCGGCAGUUCUAACAAUAGAAAUUUGAAGUGACGUGUCUUCGGACUAUGCUCAUUGGUCCCUUCCCCAGCUACCCCUAAAGCCUUUCAGCUUUAGCAUUCGUGAGGUGUCAGCAAGAGGGGCCGGCCGCACGCCCGCCAUGCCGCCGGAGGUGGGGACUGGGCAGGGGCUGGGAAUGCACUCCGCUCUCUUUAACUGCAGAGCAAAGACAGACCUUCAGAAUAUAGGAUUUCAUGUUGCUAUUUAAUAAUUUGACAUGCUUUUUAUCUGUAAAGGA
Apaloderma vittatum (bar-tailed trogon) is the source of this 1592-nucleotide messenger RNA. RefSeq names its product glycosyltransferase-like protein LARGE1. The transcript is spliced from 7 exons. The annotation marks the transcript as partial. Gene Ontology annotation, molecular function: glucuronosyltransferase activity; xylosyltransferase activity. The record is from RefSeq and is a predicted model, not a curated record. Lineage: Eukaryota; Metazoa; Chordata; Aves; Trogoniformes; Trogonidae. Gene Ontology annotation, biological process: protein O-linked glycosylation via mannose.